AUGAAAACAAUUUCUAAAGAAGACUGUUUUUCGAAAUGUAAAGAAAAGGAUGAUUUUAUUUGUAAUCAGUUAUAUAAUAUAUUAACAUAUCAGCCUUUUAAUGAAAUUUUAGAAUAUAAAAAUGGUGAUAUUUAUAUAGGAGAAACAGAAAACAAAAAAAGACAAGGAUAUGGUUAUUACAUAUAUAUGGAUAUUAAGACUAUAUAUCAAGGGCAAUGGAAAGAAAAUGCAAAAAAUGGUUACGGGACAUUAUUCAACCAAAAGGAAGUUAUUUAUUCAGGUGAAUGGCUAAAUAACAUUUCACAUGGUUUUGGUAGCACUUAUAAAAAUGGGAAAUUAUUUGUAGGUUCAUAUAAAUUUGGUUUGAUAAAUGGUGUAGGAAUAUUAAGAAAAAAAAACAGUUUUAAUUUUUGUCUAUUUCAAUCCAACAAAAAAAAAUUCUUAAUUAAAAUUUCGAAAUAUAUGGAUAUAUAUUUAUAUUUGUAUAAAAAUAAAAAAGUUAUUUUAAAAGAAAAAUUUUGUACCUUUUUUCCAAUUUAUAUGAAUAAAAGGAUUCCUAAGAUUGUUCAUAAAGAAAUUUUUUUCAAAUUAUUUAGCAUAGAUAAGUCAAUCAAUAACUUUUCUUCACAGAAUUAUAAAAAUAAUAAAAAUUAUAACAAUUUAUGCUCAAAUAAUUCUUUAAAUUAUAUAAACUUUGAUUUAUAUAUAAGUUGUCAAAAUAAAUUAUUUAGAAAAACAGACAAAUUGAAAAGAAAAAAUAGUACUAACAACGAUGAUGAUAAUAGUAACAAUCAAUAUUUUGGCAUUAAUAAUAAUAAUAAUAAUUAUUAUAAUUAUGAUAUUGAUAAUAACAAUAAUGAUAAUAAUAAUAACAGUAAUGAUAAUUUUAAUAAUAAUAAUAAUAAAUGCACUUUUCAUUUUUUUAACAGUUCUUUAAAAAGUAACUUUAUUUUAACAAAUUUAAAAUACAAUGAUGAAAAAAGUGUAUCUUCACAAAACUUCUCCAGUGAAAACGAACAAACAUAUGAUGAUAAUACUCCACUUCCAAAUAAUAUUUUGAACAGUUAUAAAAGUUUAAAUGACAAAAAUUUUCAAAAUUUUAACAAAAAUCUUUUACUUUAUAAAACUGAUUCAAAUAAUAGUUAUUCGUCUCUAAACGUAACCUUUAGCAGCGACUCUGUUUUUAAUGGAAUAAAAAAAAAGAAAAAAAUUGUAAUUCCUUAUCUUUUUUAUAAAAAAAAGGAUGGGAAAAUAAUAAGGAAUAGAAGAAAUAAAAGAAAUAAAGAAAAAUAUUAUAAAUUACUGAUUGGUGAAUAUAAUGGAAAUCUUCCUAAAUUAGAAGAUAGUAACAGCUCUUCAAAUUUUUCAAAUAUAAAAGCACAUAAUGAAAUUGAUAUUUUAAAAAAAAAAAAAAUUAACAAUAUAUUUAAUAGUAAUUCUCAUAGAGAAAAAGUGGAAGAAUUUGGUGAAUACAUGACUUUUUUAAAAUAUUUAAAAGAAAUAAAUAUAAAAAAAAAGAUAAAAUGUAUAUAUCAAUGGGAAAAGUGCCAUAUUUUAAUCUUGCUAUACUUCUUUAAACUUGAUAAAUAUAUAUAUUCUUUUAAUCAUAAUAAUAUUAAAGGAUUUCAUUUUUUUAUUUUGAAUAGCAGAAUAUUAAAGAAUUUAGGAAUAUAUAGUAAUGAACAUAUUUAUUUUUUUUUGAAUUUCAUUAAUACAUUUAAUAGAAUACAUAAUAUUUAUUUGCAAAUUUUAAUAAGAUGGGAAAAUAUAAAAAAGGAUUCCUUAUUAAGUUAUAAUUCUAUAAAUAAAAAAGAAUUUUUUAUUAUUAAACAUUUUAAGGGCAGCUCUAAUAUAUAUUUCUGCUACUAUCAAAAUACUCCUGUCUGUUUAAAAAUUAUUUCACAUAGAAAAGAAGUACUUUUAAAUAAUUAUAAAAAAAAAAAUAAUAAAAUAAAGCAUAUAAAAAAUCAAAAUCAAGAAAGAAACCCAGAAUAUAAUAAGGUUCAAAAAAAUACUGAAGAAAAUGAGGCUAUAAUUAGUAAUAAAAAAGAAAUGAUAAGUUAUUUAAAUAAUAGAGAAUAUGAAGAAGAAUACUCUAAAAAAGAACCUAAAGAACAAGAGAGUAUAAAAGAAAACGCUAUUACUUCUAAUUUAAAAAAUAAUUUUUUAAAUACAGCACAAAAAUUGUUAUUUAACGAAAAAUUAAUUUUGUAUAAUGAUAAAUUAAAUAAAAAUUUACUCUACAAUUUAAAAAAUUUAAAAAAUAAGUUAACAAAUCGCGAAGAGGAAAUAAAAAUUAGUAAAAAUGAUUAUCAAAAGCCAUCAUUCAAUGAAGAUAAAAAGCAAUUUAAAGAAGAAAAUAAGGGAAACUCAAAAUUUUUUAAUACAACAAAUAAUAAAUAUAAUAAUAUAUUAUCGCAUAAUAAUGAAUUUAAAAAUAACGGUGAUAAUAUUAGCACAAUUGACUCAUAUGAGUCAUCUAAUUUUGUGGAAAAGUUAAAAUGUAGAAUGAAUUUUAUGAGAGAAUAUUUUAUUAUUUCCAAUUUAAGGCAUCCUAAUAUUAUUAAAUAUAUAGGAAAUAUUAUGAGCAAGAAAAAAGAAAAAUUUGGGUUAGUUUUUGAAUAUUUAAAAGGAAAUCACUUGUAUGAUUUUAUAUACAAAAGUAAAAAACCAUUAAAAAAUAGAAAAAUUAUAAAAAUUUUUUAUGAAAUUUCAGCUUCUUUACAUUACAUACAUGAGAGGAAUAUUUGUCAUGGUAAUUUAAAUAACAAGAAUAUAUUUAUAACAAAUAAAGGAAAUGUAAAAAUUUGUAAUUUUCAGAACUCAUCUAUAGAAAGCUUUUAUAAUUAUAAAAUUGAUUGCAAAAAAAAAUAUGAUACAAGAAGAUAUAAAAAUAACUAUCAUUUUUAUGAAAAUUUGUCCUUACCACUUCCGUACAUUACAUCUAUUAACGAUAUAAGAUUUAGUGAUAUUAUUUCACCUUUUCUACAAUUUAAUACAAAUAAAUUCAAUAAUGUUAAAACUAGUUACCAUGAUUGUUAUAAAGCUCCUGAAGUUUUAAGAGAUGAAGAAUAUACAAAUAAAAGUGAUAUAUAUUCUUUCGGUGUCAUAAUGUAUGAAAUAAUAUUUGAUACAUUACCAUUUAUAAAUGAAUAUGUCCCGUUAUUUUUUUUAAUUUCUACAUGUACUCACCAAAGAUAUAUUAAUUUUGAUAUAAAUAAAUUGAAUUCAAAAUUUGAUUAUUCUUUGUUUCAUAUUUCUAUAAAUAUUAUGUUGCUAAUUAAGCAGUGUCUACAUCCAAUACCUUAUAAUAGACCUAAUUCAAAAUAUUUAUGUGAACAUUUUAAAUAUUUGUUAGAUUUACUGAAAUUAUAUAAGAUAAAAUAA
Messenger RNA from Plasmodium relictum, 3387 nucleotides. RefSeq names its product protein kinase, putative. The record is from RefSeq and is a predicted model, not a curated record. The coding region runs from base 1 to 3387 and encodes 1128 amino acids. The transcript has 4 exons. Gene Ontology annotation, biological process: protein phosphorylation; mitotic cell cycle; regulation of cytokinesis. Gene Ontology annotation, molecular function: protein kinase activity; ATP binding. NCBI's taxonomy places the organism in Eukaryota, Apicomplexa, Aconoidasida, Haemosporida, Plasmodiidae. Gene Ontology annotation, cellular component: nucleus; cytoplasm; centrosome.